Zingiber officinale is the source of this 1569-nucleotide messenger RNA. Its product is annotated as UDP-glycosyltransferase 87A2-like. Bases 56 to 1384 code for a protein of 442 amino acids. Gene Ontology annotation, molecular function: UDP-glycosyltransferase activity. Lineage: Eukaryota; Viridiplantae; Streptophyta; Magnoliopsida; Zingiberales; Zingiberaceae. The record is from RefSeq and is a predicted model, not a curated record. The transcript is spliced from 2 exons.
CACGCGCAAGCACAGACACACACUGGGAGCUCCUGUACUGCCCUACUCCGACUCCAUGGAGCCACCAUCCUCCUCCGAUCGCCGCCGACGCCAUGUGGUGCUCCUUCCCUACCCCGGCCGCGGCCACAUCCACCCGUUUCUCCGCCUUGCCCACCGCCUCGCCUCCCGCGGCUUCCUCGCCACCGUCGUCCUCACCCAGGAGUGGCUUUCCCUCCUCUCCUCCUCCCCCCCGCUUUCCCCUUCCGUCCGCUUCCGCUCCAUCCCCAACGUCGUCCCGUCCGAGCGCACCCGCGGCGCCGAUUUCGGAUCCUUCAUCCGAGCGGUGCUAGUCGAUAUGGGCCCCCCAGUGGCCGCACUGCUCGCAGAGCUCGACCCACCUCCCGCCGUCCUCGUCGCCGACUCCUUGCUCCCGUGGGCCCCUGCGAUAGCGCGUCGGAUGGACGUUCCCGUCGCCGCCUUCUUCCCCCAGGCCGCCACCGUCUUCCUCGCCUUGCAACAGCUCAAAGCCCUUUCGCCGCCGGAGAUCGAGCAUUCAAUUUCCGGUAAUGGAAGCACUUACCUUGAUUAUGUUCCAAAACCCACCUCUAGCCAUUUGGAUGAUUUCAUCACCCACUCCAAUGGUGAAGGCAUGCUCAAGGCCUUCAUUGAAGGCAUAUCUUGGUUUGCCACUGCUCACUGUAUCCUCUUUAACACCUUUAAUGAGCUUGAAACCAGAGCCCUCCACGCACUCCACUCCUUCCUUACAGUCCCCUUCUACUCCAUUGGCCCCCUUGUCGCCAACAUUGUCACUGAACACACCACAGAAUGGUACUUCACUUGGUUGGACUCUCAUCCGCAAAGGUCUGUGCUGUAUGUGUCAUUGAGUAGCUUCCUUCCUUUCACAAAUGAGGAGCUCAAAGAGAUCGCCAUCGGGCUUCAGAUGAGUGGGCAUCCAUUCCUCUGGUCUGUGCCUGAUUCAAAGAACAUUGAAGAGCUCAUCGGCCAGAAAGGUAUGGUUGUUCCAUGGUGUGACCAAGCUGGAGUGCUGUGCCACCCUUCAAUUGGGGGAUUCUUGACACACUGCGGUUGGAACUCGACAUUAGAGAGCAUUCAUGCAGGUGUUCCCAUGCUCACAUUUCCACUCAUGUGGGAUCAAUAUCCAAAUGGUAAGUUGAUUGUGGAAGAUUGGGAAGUGGGGUUUAGUUUAAAUGAUGAGGAGAAGGGUGUGGUAUCAAGGGAGGAUAUCGCUAGAGCAGUGCGAAGAUUGAUGGACCUCUAUUCUGAGGGGAGCAAAGAGUUGAGGAAGGUAAUGGAGCUCAAGAAGAAGUCUCAGGCUGCUUCUACCGGAGUAGACUUCGACAAUUUCAUCGAAAAAAUCAUGAGUCAAGAUAGUGUUGAAAGUUAAACAUUCCAGUGUUGAAGAUAUUAGUUUAUUUUGCCGUGUUAGUUUGGUUUAUCAAUCAUAGGUAGAGAGUCUAUGGAUAUGUCAGUCAUUGAAGUUGAUCUAAUGCAGUGUUGAGAAGUUCAUGACUCAAGACAACUUUGGAAGUAUUAAUUUGUUUUGUGGAAUACCUUAAUCUGUUGUAUCAA